AUGAACAUCGUUGCGGCGGACAACCGCACGCCCAUCGUCAAUGUCCUCACCUGGUUCCUCCUGACGGCCGCUGUGCUCAGCGUCAUCACUCGCCUGGGCACCAAGUACUUUAUCCGCGGGCGACUGAGCCCGGACGACUACAUCAUAUGUGUCUCUCUCCUCUUUUGCGCGCUGCAGUCCAUCUGCGUGUCCGUCGCGACGGGCAAUCGUUAUGGCCAGCCGAUCGACCGGAUGAGCGCUGACCAGAUCAAUGCGGUGCUCAAGCCUGUUCCUGUCCAAGCUGUCCGUCACCACGUUCGUCAAGAUGGUCGUUUCCGUCUUCUCCGAGCACAAGACCUCGUGGGUGCUGAUGGCCCUGCUGGCCGUCUGGGGCCUGACGUCCGAGUUUGCGGCCGCAUUGCAGUGCCAGCCUCCGCGGACGUGGGACUUUAUCAAUCACCGGUGUUUCAACAGGGUAGAAGAUGGCACAAUCGAUGCGCUCCCAGACUACUGGCUGACUGGACCGUCAUUGUUGCAAUUGUCUGCGCCCUCGUCUACCGCAACCGCACCAUCAUCGCGCCCGAUCCGAUGUUCGACACAUGGCCCGUGGCCGUCUGCGUGCAGGUCGUGCAGAGCCUGAGCAUCGCGACGGCGUGCUCGCCGCAGUUCAAGCCGUUCCUGGAGAGCCUGCAGUCGAGCGGGCUGCGACUGUACGAGCUGCCGAACAGGAAGAACCGGACGGACAGCGACAGCCGGUAUCCGCGGACGAUCGGGUCAGCGAGCAUGGUCGACCGGCACGAGCGUGCGCUGGAGCUAAACCUGUCGCCGCAGCCAGCUGCUACCAGGACGGUUGUCACGGCGGCGCAGCAGGACUGCGACGCGAACAGCCAGUCGAGCCAGGCGCAGAUCAUCCGCGAGACGCGGACGUGGGCCAUCACCGAGCAGAGGGAGCAGAGGCAUUCGGUGGCGGGCGUGUCGGAUACGAGUGCCCAGGGGAUAGAUCAAAUGGCUCUCAUGUAUGGAUAUGAAUACGUUAUGGAUAAUGCUAUGAUACCCGAUGUUUACGAGUAUAACGUUCCAUCAGACCUAAAAAUAGUAAAGUGCAGCUACAUGUACUCUGUAUUAUCGAGUUCUUCUUAUUAUUCCUACCUUAUCGGCCAGCCCCUGUGGGAACUUCAACCCGGCAACCUGGUGGAGAGCCUAGAAGAUCGCCAUCUGCGCUAG
Rasamsonia emersonii CBS 393.64 is the source of this 1203-nucleotide messenger RNA. RefSeq lists its product as uncharacterized. The coding region runs from base 1 to 1203 and encodes 400 amino acids. Lineage: Eukaryota; Fungi; Ascomycota; Eurotiomycetes; Eurotiales; Trichocomaceae. The transcript is spliced from 6 exons. The record is from RefSeq and is a predicted model, not a curated record.